AAACUAUUGUAUCAUUUUAUUUUUAGUUGGUAACUUUCAGUUGGAAUAUAAAAAUAUUAUAAUGAAGCUACUGGAUUCUGUAGUAAAAAGUUUUCGAGUUGCCAAAGUUUUUCGUGAAAAUAAUGAAAAAAUAAACAGCGUCGAUUUUGCACCAAAUGGUGAAAAUUUGAUAUCAGCUAGCGAUGACGAUUCGAUUGUAAUUUAUGAUUGCUGUACAGAAGGAAAACCAAAGAGAACAUUGUACAGUAAAAAAUAUGGUGUCGAUCACAUAAACUACACUCAUGCUGGAAACACUGUAAUUUAUGCUUCAAACAAAGUUGAUGACGCAAUUCGAUAUCAAUCAUUACAUGAUAAUAAGUAUCUUCGUUAUUUCACUGGACACACAAAAAGAGUAGUGACCUUAAGUAUGUCCCCUGUGGAUGACACAUUCUUAUCUGGAUCAUUGGACAAGACAAUACGUUUAUGGGACUUGAGAUCUCCAAAUUGCCAGGGUUUAAUGCAUCUCCCUGGCCGACCAUGCGCUUCUUUCGAUCCAGAGGGUUUGAUUUUUGCAGCUGGAAUAAAUUCUGAAAUGAUUAAAUUAUAUGAUUUGAGAUCAUUUGAUAAAGGUCCAUUUACAACGUUUCGACUAACUCCUGAUAAAGACUGUGACUGGACCAGAUUAAAAUUCAGCUCCGAUGGAAAAAUGAUCCUAAUUUCAACCAAUGGUUCAACAUUACGAUUGAUUGAUGCUUUUCAUGGCGAGCCACUGCAAACUUUUAUGGGUCAUAUUAACACUAAAGGUUUAUAUUUAGAGGCCAGUUUCAGCCCAGAUGCACAGUAUAUUCUAUCUGGAUCACAAGAUGGUCGAAUCCAUGUUUGGAGUACUGAAGACGGAAGCAAGACGGCUGUUUUAGAUGGAAAACAUCCAGGCCCACUUCAGUGCGUACAAUUUAAUCCGAGAUAUAUGAUGAUUGCGUCAACAUGCUCUAACAUGGCAUUUUGGUUGCCUACUGUAGAAGAAUAAAGAUGAUUCAUUGACAUAAAGGCAUUGAUAAGCCUUUACACUCCAUACUGCCAAAUGCGGAUGAAAGCCGUAACGCCAUGAGCACUUAGUUUGUUAUUGUUGAUAAAAACAUUUUGAGUAAAGACAAAAAAACUUUUAGCUCCACGUUGGGUUUAGUACUUUAAUUAUCGGGUUUGACACUUUUAAUGCUGUUGACUGUCACUGUUCAUUUUUACUGAAAGCUGUCAUGAUUAUUUAGAUUUCAUUUUUAGGUCAGCUUCCUAUAAGCUUAAGUGAAAUCGAGACACUUUCACGUCGAUGACUAAAGAACUCUGUUCCCACAGUUUUCCGUCUAUGACUUGUUUUACAGUAAAUCAGGGCUGGAGUAACUGAGUGAGUGACCGUUUUUAAUUGAGCGAAACCUCAAAAUAUUAAUCUAGGCUGGAAUGUCUCAAUCUACUGUUCAAAUUGGUAGUAUAAUAACAGUUGGAAGAUAGUUCAUACUUUUUUGCUAAAAUGUGAAUCAUAUCACUUUACACUAACAAGUUUUGGCCUUAGUAAAACUAGGGAAAAAGAAACGUCUCACUCCCACUUCCAAGUGUGAUAUUAGCCCAACCACCCCCCACUAGUCAAGUACGUAACAGGCUGAAAUUCAAGGAUAGCUAAAGUUAUAUAAAUUAUUCUGAAACAAUAUUUUGGAUGUAAAUUUCGAAUGUGUCUAAAUUGUGUCUUGUUCAUCGACGACUUCACUCAAAUUUGUUAAUACAGGAUAGUUGGAAUAAACAUUACUGGGAUUUAUUCUUAAUAAAAGUUAACUGAAGUCUAUUUUUGUCUGACUAUUGGAUGUCAAAUGUUUUAAAUGAUAGAUGGAAAUAAUUCCUUAAUCAAUACUUGCUAUUUUAAAUAUAUCCAAUUUUGAAUGUUUUUGAUUCAUCUUGGAAAUCCCUGGACCUGAUAAACCUAUCCUAACUAGAGGAUGCCCAUGAAUACCUUUUUUAAUAUGGUUUGUGCAAGAAACUCAAAACUACAUGCUCUCUAUUAGAUUAUGCUAAAAAUGUUUCAUGAUUUAUUGGUGAACUGCUACAACUGAAUAUGCAUGCUUUUAUACUGGAAUUAAAAUUGACUGGAUUUUGAGCUCUUGGAAGUGUUUUUUCAAUUUAAUUUUACCUGUAAUUCAGAUUUGAACUUGCAUUUUUUGUUGUGUACAGGCUUUAUGCUUAUGACCUUGGUGUUGAUUGGAAAAUCUUUUUUGCAUAUGAAAUCUUUCAUGCAAGUGAUUUUUCUAGGGUGUAAAAUUGUAAGUUGUGUUGCUGCAAUUUCUUUUUACAAUAAAUUUUUUGCAGAA
This is a messenger RNA of Styela clava, 2330 nucleotides long. Its product is annotated as WD repeat-containing protein 82-like. The record is from RefSeq and is a predicted model, not a curated record. NCBI's taxonomy places the organism in Eukaryota, Metazoa, Chordata, Ascidiacea, Stolidobranchia, Styelidae. Gene Ontology annotation, molecular function: chromatin binding; protein binding. Gene Ontology annotation, cellular component: Set1C/COMPASS complex.